Molecule: messenger RNA, 7313 nt
Organism: Alosa sapidissima (American shad)
Lineage: Eukaryota; Metazoa; Chordata; Actinopteri; Clupeiformes; Clupeidae
Gene: espn
Product: espin
Exons: 15
Coding region: 2929-5577 (882 amino acids)
Biological process (GO): actin filament bundle assembly
Cellular component (GO): cytoplasm
Molecular function (GO): actin filament binding
Source: RefSeq, a predicted model, not a curated record
CUGUCACACGCCUGACGCGUGCAGGGUAAAAGUGCUUUCCCAGGGUUCGUUCCCAGUGUUGGGAAUGACAGUUAGUGUCUUUAUACGGCGUGGGAAUUUCCCACACGACCGGCGUCAGCAAAGGUUUAAUGUCCUUAGGAAAGAGGCCAUAUUAAAAUAUAUUUGAAAAUGUUCAGUUAGGUUAGGAUCACAUUUAAGGCUAAUGUCCUAUAGGUUAGGCUACGAGUUUGAUGCUUAGGCUAGGCUAGACCUAGUGUGUGUUCUUUAAUUCAUUAAAACGUAGCCUACUAAAAAAAAGCAAGCACCCCAAAUUAAACCCCAAAUGUAUGUUCUAGUUUCCCUCUCUUUUCGUGGAGCCGCAUAGAAUUGUAGCGUACACUCGGACAGGUCUUUGUUCUCAAACAGUUUGAAAUUUGAUAAAUGAUGGUGCGCUGUCCUACACAUUAUAAGCUACUAUGAUCAUGAACAUGAUUCAGACACUGCUCCUCUGGGACUGCAGCGCACGCGUCAUGCGUCACCAAAAUGUGGCGCGUGCUAGAGUAUCAGUCGGACUGUGACAGAUUGCCUGCAGUGCACGCGUCAAGCACGAGGCAUUAUAUUCUCUGGGGAGUAUCACCCGUUGGACAUAUACAACGCAUUGAAGCGGAAAAAGACAAAUCAGACGAAAAGAAAUGUUUAAUUAGGUUGGGGUUUGCUGUUUUACCUAGCAAGUGGUUGAUGCCAGUGCAAUGGCAGCAUAUACUGCAAUUUUAUUCGAAUAGGCUGAAUAAAAUAUGUGUUAUUGUUUCAGUUUAGAUGCAAGUUUACAUUUGUGAGUAUAGGCUAGUCUUGAUGAACACUAAUACUACACUACACACUGGACCUGAAAUGAACCAAACGUGACUUAUUUUUGAAGAACAUAAUAGAAGAUUCAAGAGGGAAAUAAACUAAAUCAGUAUUUCAAAUAAAUGUGUGCACAGUAGCCUAGGCUAGGCUAUUCAUAUUGAAAAAUGGUCAUCCACAGCUGAUAUCCACCUGACGCCCCACCCAUAUCAAUUAAGGUCUAAUGCAACAAGUGUUUCUAAUGUGAAAUACUGUGUUCCUCUGCCAUCUCUUGGUCGCAGAAAGUACAGCAUACUGCAUGGCAACAGUAGCCUAAGGCAAGGCAUCCUACGGUGUUCCGACCCCUACUGUUGUAGGCCAAUUACGUGCAACAUGUACAGUGGUAGGUCUGAUUAGGUUCGAUUGGCACAUAGCCGAAGAUUAGCUAUAGGUGGUAUGUUACAUACAAUGUGGGGGUUUCAGUGAGCAAAACAGUAACAUUUGUCAUAUCACAGUGCGUGCUGUGUAAUGACACAUUAUGGCCAGUAGGCAGUCUGCUACUUGUGGUGACGUUUCAAGUGACAUUUUUGUCAGUGGUAGCCUACUGACACAUGCCAUCCAUCCUCAAUUCUCAUUCAAUCGUUCAAUCACUCAAUAGGCUACUUGGAAUAACGCUGAAAUAAAUCACACUUGUCAAUAAACUGGUGUUCUAAUUCUACAAAUACAUUCUACUAAUUUGUCAAAUACACCUGCUGUUAACACAAUCUAAGCUGAUGUAGGCCUACAGUAUACGGGAGUCAAAUUCGACUGUGAAGCUCAUUCUCAGUCAGUCUGAAUGAAGAUCGCAUGAGUGACAAUGCCUAUCCAGUCAAAAUCAUUAUCUUGUCAAAAACAAUAAUUGUAGUGAUUCCAUGACACAGAAUCGGCUCUUUUGGAACGCCUAAAAUGUUAAUGCCUUUGCCAUUUUACAAUUCAAGUCACAAUGAACCCAAAAUGUUUAGUCAUAACCUAACAUGCAUCAAACUACAGUUGGACUUAAAUGGUAUAUGAGGUUCAGGUACCGAGACAAUGGGUAAAUAGAAUCCUGACACGCCAUAGGCUAAUGAUGAGCGUCAAUGCACCUGCGGGAGAAAUUUUAGAGUUUAAAUGUUGUGUAGGCUGGCCCUGGUACACUGCCCCUGUGGACUGUUGAUAUAUUUGAAACAUACAUUAUAAUGCCAGUCUUCAGUACACGGUCCCGUGAAUGAGUAAAUGCACAUAAAUCAAGAGCAACUCUAUUGGAAGGAUUGAAAAAGGGGGUUAUAUACAGCACUGUACCUUUAACAUUUGAGCCGAUCGUUAAAGGUACAAAUAUCUCACUGCCGGACCGAUUCUCCUCCCCUCUAUGGAUUAUUCAACAAGUUGAGUUCGUGGCCAUCCACAGCAGCCGCUUCUACUAGGCACGAAUUCAUCUUCAGAGAUAGCCUAGGCAAUCUCGUGUUUUCUACCGGCGAGCGUAUUGGUGAAGUUGUUUUUGAGGAGCAGAGAGAGAAGUGCGGUGACAGAAACAUAAAAAGAGGAUCGUUACCAGGUGAAGUAGCGUUCCUUGAGCGUCGACGGGGAAGAAUACCGGAGCACUCUGAUGAAUUUACUUGUCUUCUGCUGAAUUUCGCAACGGAGAAUCUGGGUAGUUUCAGAGGCGCAAAAACGAAACGCACAUUAUUUUGAUAUUGUGGAUUGAGUGUUCCAAUUGUAAUGUACACCGAUCCAUAACAGUUUACUGUAGUUUACCUCCAUAUAAUGUGGGUUUACCAUGACUGUAUUUGUUGGAGAUCAUCUCAGUGCUAACGUCCUCGGAGGUAAGGGGUCCUCCAACUCUUUGCUUUCAAACCCAUUAAUUUGUAAUAGCCUACAUUUAUUCGUCAUGAGGGUUACCUUUAAAUAAUUUGUGUAAUGAAGACUGUGACCUGUCGCACUCCGGCGAGUCAUUUAAAUUGCCCUGUGAUAUGAUAAUGUUUGAAGUUAGGGGCAUGAACAAGAGAUAAUCUCCCAGUCAUUACUGAUAGAUCAACACAAGUUCGAAACGUGCCUCACCUUUUCAUGGUGAACUCAUAAACUGUUCAAAGGAGACGCGGAGCAGCUCUAAACAUGGUGGUUGAGCGGACACUUCUUGCCGCCAGGCAGGGAGAUGUACAAACUCUAAAAGUGCAACUGGCUGAAAAAGUUCUCAAUAGCGACGUGAAAGACUUGCUCGGAGCAUCUCCGGUCCACCACGCAGCCCGGGCGGGGAGGCUGACAUGCCUACGUUACCUGGUGGAAGAAGCGGGCCUGCCUGGGAACAGUUUAGCAAAUAAUGGCGCUAGUCCCGCACACGACGCUGCUGCAACGGGCAACCUAGCCUGCUUGCAAUGGCUACUUACCCAAGGAGGCUGUCGCGCCACGGACAAAGACUGCUCAGGAGCCACGGUUCUCCACCUCGCCUCCCGCUUCAGCCACCACGAGAUCACAGACUGGCUGCUGAGGAGUGGUGAGGGUGACCCCAACCUGUGCACAGAGUCCGGCGCAUUUCCUGUGCACUACGCUGCUGCCAAGGGUGACCUCCCCUCCCUUCGACUGCUACUGGGCCACAGCCCAAACGUUGUCAAUUUCCAAACCAAGAACGGUGCCACACCCCUUUACCUGGCUUGCCAGGAGGGUCAUCUGGAGGUGGUCCAGUACCUGGUGAAGGAUUGUGGGGCGGACCCCAGCAUCCGAGCCAAUGACGGGAUGACUCCUCUGCAUGCCGCCGCCCAGAUGGGACACAACACUGUCAUUGUUUGGCUGAUGAGCUUCACAGAGAUCAGCCUGGCCGACAGGGAUAACGACGGUGCCACUGCCAUGCACUUCGCGGCGAGCCGCGGCCACGCCAAGGUGCUCAGCUGGUUGCUGCUGCACGGCGGCGAGAUCGUUAUGGACAGCUGGAGCGGCACGCCCCUCCAUGACGCAGCCGAGAAUGGCGAGCUGGAGUGCUGUCAGAUAUUGGUGGUGAAUGGAGUGGACCUCGGCGUGCGUGACCAGGACGGCUUCACUGCUGCAGACCUGGCCGAGUACAACGGACAUCCCCAGUGUGCCAAGUACCUGCGCACCGUGGAGAACAUGAGUGUGGAGCACCGUGUGCUGUCCAGGGACCCCUCAACUGACCUGGAGUACAAGCAGCAUCCCGACUCUGGCCUGUCCUCCCCCAACGCCACCAUCUCGGCCUCGGCGCCGGCGGCCCACUUCGACCUGGGCUCCCCCUCCAGCUCGCUGUCCAACUACGACUCGGCAAACUCCAGCCAAUCCAGCACCGGAGAGAAGAGGAACUCCUCGCCCCCCUCACGGCCCGGCGCAGGCCCGUCCGAGUCGGCCAUCACAGACAUGCAAACCUACAUGGACAUGCUGGACCCUGAUACCUCGAAGGGUGAUGGCGGACGAGUGAGUGAGCCACUCCCACCCCCGCCGGCCUUCCCGCCUCCCCCACCUCCUCCUCCGAGCUCACGGCCUCCACCACCCCCGUCUUUCCCAGCCCCCAAUGUCCCAGAGGAGCCGUCUGCUGACAUGUACCUGAAGGUGAAGAGCAACCUGCGCCACGUGGACAGUGACGGCUCUAAGAAACAGCUGCAGGCAGGAGAGAACCCGGACCGGCUGCGGAGGGUGGACUCCAACAGGAAGUCCAGGAGCUUCAAUAAGCAGCCCAGCACAGGGGACUACUACAAGGCCCUGGGCAGUGACUCAACUGAACCCCGUGCCACCAGGAGCAUGGCCCCCAACGAGGAGGGUUCCGUGCUGUUGGAGGAGCCAACAGAGAACAGUCCGAGCCCGGUGAACGGUUCUGCGGAGGAACUUCCCCAGCCUCCCCCUCCUCCCCCCCUGCCUCCUAGCAACCCCACCCCCCCUCCACCACCCCCUCCCCCCCUGCCCUCUGAGACGGCCACUCCACCGCAGUACUCGGCCACAGGCUACGCCUCUUCAGGCCAGCGCCGCUCCUCCUCCUCCUCCGGAAGUUCGAAAUCCUUCAACAUGAUGUCCCCCACUGGUGACAAUACAGAGCUGUUGGCUGAAAUUAAAGCGGGGAAGAGCCUGAAGCCAACGCCCCAGAGCAAAGGAUACACCACCGUCUUCUCCAACAGUGGCCCGGGAGGCCCCAAUGGGAAGCGGUAUAUUAACCAGAGACGAUUAUCUGAGAGGCCUGACAGCCCGACAUCGCCGCCUCAGACCCGCGCCGCCCAAUCAGCAAAGCCCUCCUCCCCGUCCCCGCCCCCCUCCAACUCUCCUACUCCCACCCCCAGCCAUGCCAGCUCGUCCUCUGCGGCCAAGGGCCUGACGUCCUCCCCCAGCUGCGAGCAGCUGCCGCCGACGGUCAACGGCACGGCGGGCUCGGGGCAGCAGCGCAAGACCAGCCUGGUGGACGUGGAGGCGCUGGUGCCCACCCACGACGAGCAGGGCCGCGCCAUCCCCGAGUGGAAGCGGCAGGUGAUGGUGCGCAAGCUGCAGGUCAAGAUGCAGGAGGAGGAGGAGCACAAGCGCAAGGUUGACGAGGAGGCUGCCAAGCUAGCCUCCAUGCCUGCCUGGAGAAGAGACAUCAUGAAGAAGAAACUGGAUGACGAGAAGUUGGACAGAGAACAGAAGAGAAAAGAGGAGGAACGUGCAAAGAACAUGAAGGAGUCGGAGGAGAAGCAGGAGCUAGAGAAACUACGAACCUUAGGAUAUGAUGAAACAAAACUGGCGCCAUGGCAACGGCAGAUCAUUCUGAAGAAAGGAGACAUUGUAAAAGAGUAGAGCCCCCCCCACACACACACACACACAAACACACCCCACCUCAUUCUUUCCAAAUCCCCAUGGCCCUUCAGUCACUACCUGCAGACCACAGUUCUCAACUGUUACCUGAUGGACCAGAACAAACCAGAUUGGGUCUCAACCCAGCUUGCUUGUAGCAUGAACCAAUGCCCACAAUGACAUUGUUUUUGUGCUCCGAUGCACAUUAUAGAAUACUCUUUGACCAUGCAGGACUGCUGCACAAGCAUAGCUUAGUUUCAUUUGGAAUAACACAUGGUAAACCAGUAGGUACUGAGACGAGGAUCAGGUCCUUGUCAAUAUAAGCUCUUAGCUGCAUAUGUUUCAUGUGUAAUUUAGGGUCAAACUAUGUCACACAGACUGGUUUACCUACAUGCUUUGUUUCCUAUUAUUGUGCAGCUACUGUACAGUUCUUAACACGUAUCAUUUUACAAACCUAUGCAUUUCAGCAAAUGUACAGAACUACCGAAUUCUAACUUCAUCUGUCCAAUGCUUAUUUUAUGGCAAACAUGUAUAAAUUUAACAUAACUAAUGUGUCUCCUUAACUAUAAGUUUAAUCAACCCUACAGCAUAAUAUGUGGCACUGCUUCAAUUAGGAAUAUGUUGAUACAUAUUUAAUAUUGAGAGGUUCAUAAAGAUGUAAUAAUUUGAGAAUGCACAAACUUUAUGUUAUCAAGAUCGAUCAUUACUUUAACUAUAUUUAACAAGACAUAAAAAAUAGUUAUGUUAUAUGCAGGCACAUGUUAUUUAUCUCAAAAUUCACCUUUUGGCUUAGGCCAGAAAAAACUGCCAAAAUGGAUCGAGCACUAAACUGAAGCUUAAUCCAAACACACUUGGAAGAUUCAUCCACGUAUGCGAGAGGAGUUUGGAUUGAGUUUGGGCAAAUUUCAGCCUAUCUCUUCUCUGGCCCGUUGCACACUGCUAAAAGACCUGUGUUAUAGUGAAAGGUGUUUUGUGAUGGCUAAAAGUCCUUAAAAUAAAUGUUGACACACUUACGGGGACACUUUGUCAAAUGUUUCCCAGCGUUACCAUCGGGCAAGCCACAGGCACAAGCAUUCUGAGUUUAAAUACAAAAUGGUGUCUCUGUUGCCCCCUUUCUUAUAUUUAAAUCCAUGCCUUGGUUUCCUUAUUCUCAGACUAUGGGACCAAAUCAGUGAUAAUAUCUCUAGGUCAUCAACAUCAUAUAUCUGUAACAUGGCUUUCUUAACACACCCACUUUUUUUCAGAUGGACGUUAGAUUGUGCACUGUCAUUAGAUCCUGUUCAGCACAGUAGACCUCAGAAAAGUGCCGGAUGUGUCUUUUUGAAUGUGUGUAUAUAUGGUCUCUGUCCUUUGUCAUAAAAUGUGCUAUAGAUAAACUUGUCAUUUUAAUUGUACAUUUUUUGAUUGUAAAAACACCUAAAUUAUAUAUGAUAUAUAAAUAUAAUAGUGAUGCAUGGUCCUCAUUGAGUUAUCACUUGGGAACAUUCAAUUAACUUCAUUGGAUGCCAUAUUGAUGUUGAAAAUUCAAAAGAUGUAAAUGUCAUUGCCAUUAGAAGAUUUUUCUACAUUACUGCUGUACAUAGUGAGAGCUGAACUUCCACAGUCCUUUACUGUAAGUGUGUAUCAACAUUGCAUCAGUUUCCUAUUCUCAGCCUUGCUUGCAUAGGAUAUCUGUUUAUUAACAUAAAACUUCCUCUACAGACUGUCAGAAGUAAUUCAAAUAAAAUUUUUAAAUCAAA